GUCCGGUUAACUGACUUGGUUCUUUUUCACUUUCCGAUCAAAGCGCGUUUGUUGGCUUCUGUAAAGCGGCCCGUUCGGCUCCAGCCAGGCGGAGCUCGGUGUCUGACCCUCCGCAGCGGAUCGCGUGUUUCUGGGAGGUGGAGAUGGAAGCUGCCGGUCCUGCUGGAAGCUGAACCCGGCUGCUGGUCGGGGUUUGGGGCCUUCGGGGUCCGCGGGGAGCCGCCGCUAGCCGGCUAGGAGCCAUUAGCAGCUGCUCCUCCUGCUGCUCCUCCUGCUCCUCCUCAUCCUCCCGCUGAGAAUGUUGAUGUGUUCCUGUGAGAAAGUGGAUUUCAGCAUCGCCUCCCGGACCGUGACCCGGCUGGUUUUCGAGGCCGAACAGGACGGUGGAACCGCAGGAACCUCUUCCAAUGGGAGGUAGACUUUGAUCGCUUUCUGCCUUCAGCUCCUCCAAACGGGUCGGAUGGCGCAGAGACGCUCCUGAAGUUCUGACCCGCGCUGCGGGAGGAAAGGACUGCGUUCUGGGAGCGAUGCUGAGGCAGAUGGCGGCUGGAGGGAUGUUCUGAUCCAGAGAGCGUCGUUCUGCCGGGUCCGCUGUGACGGAACCUCUGCCUCGUUCUUCUGCUCUGUGCUUCUGGCCGCCAAACCGUUUCAGCCUGACAGGAAAUGCGGCCCAACGGAUCGGCGCCGGCAGGUUGCUCUCUGCUUUCAUCAGAAGCAGCGUCGCCAUGACUGAAUCGGACCCGGCGGCUCGUUAGGGACUCAGAGAGCCAGAAGAUGACCACGUCCUCCCGGGUCAGAACCCAGAGCGCCACUCUGACCCAGCCCAUCCCGGUACCGACCCUGACCGUCCUGCCGCCGUCCUCGGACACGGAGUCCUGGUCCCGCUCCCCCAGCCCCGGGCCGCCGCGCUCCGGCCCGCUCAGCCAGUCCCACCGCAGCCGGACCAGAACCAAGAGGAGGCAGGAGGAACCGGCCCAAACUCCGACGUUUGAUGUGGAGUCUGUGCAGAGGGGCCCGGCCCGGCGGCGCCGCCACGCCCCCUCAGAGAGGCAGAGGGAGGACAGUCCUUCCCAGGUCCUGCUCCUGCCGCCGGCCCGGUCCUGGUCCCGGAGCCCCUCCCCCAGCCGGCGGUCCCGCUGGUCCCUCAGGAGCCUGCUGAGCAGAGACUCGGACCUGGACAGCUGCAGUACGGCCAGUAACUCUCCACGCAGCACCCCCGGCAGCUCCCCCUCCUUACGCCGGAGGGUCCUGGGGGGGGGCAAAGCCAGCGAGGGCGAAGGAGGAGCAGAGAAGAGCGGGGGAGGGGGAGGAGGUUCUGACAGCCCGCUGCCCUCCGUGCCCUCCGCCUCCUCCCUGUCCUCCGCCUACCCGCUGGCGUCCCGCCACUUCAGCCGCAAUGCCAAGAAAAUGCAGAGCUGGUACAAUGUUCUCAGUCCCACCUACAAACAGCGCAACGAGGACUUCCGCAAAAUCUUCAAGAAGCUUCCAGACACCGAGCGGCUUAUAGUGGACUACUCCUGCGCUCUGCAGAAGGACAUCCUGCUUCAGGGACGCCUCUAUCUGUCAGAGAACUGGCUCUGCUUCUACAGCAACAUCUUCCGCUGGGAAACCACAAUCACCAUCCAGCUCAAAGACGUGACGUCGAUGACCAAGGAGAAGACGGCCAAGCUCAUCCCCAACGCCAUCCAGAUCAACACUGAGAACGAGAAGCAUUUCUUCACGUCAUUCGGGGCGAGGGAGCGCAGCUUCAUGAUGAUUUUCCGCCUGUGGCAGAACGCGCUGCUGGACAAGUCUCUGUCCCCCAAAGAGCUGUGGCACAUCGUGCACCAGUGUUACGGCACCGAGCUGGGCCUGACCAGCGAAGACGACGACUACGUCUCCCCCAUCAGCGAGCACAUGAACGGCCUGCUACCUGGAGACGAGUCGGUGUCUGUCACUGACCUGUUGGACCUGAGCACCGUGUCGGCCCCGUCUGCCGGCAGCUCCCCCCCUUCUGCCUCGGUCCACUGCGGGCUGACCAGCCCGGCGUCGGCCCCCGCCCUCAGCGGGACCUUCCUGCCCUCCUCUGCUUCCUGUCCGCCCAUAGAGGUGCCCUCCUCUUCAGGAAGCAGGCUGGGCUCCGAGCCGCUGGAGCCCAGCCCCCCCAGCUCCCACGGCUCGCUGCCCACCAUCAGCCCCUCCGUCAGCGCCUCGGUCUCUGCAGCUGCAUCCUUCACCCUAGACGAAGGAGGGGACAGUCAGUCCGAGUCGGCCAAUCCUAUGCCGCCGCCGCCAGCAGCUGCCAGUCUGGGAAACCUCUCCUCAUUGGACAUCACCAACGACGAAGAGCUGCCCACUGACCCCAGCAACUCGUCCGACACGCAGGAGGAGACUUCAGGUGAGGUGGAGGCGUUCUGCGCCGACCUGAGCGGGCGCCUCAACAUCAACACGGUGGUGAGGAUGAGCGUGGACAAGCUGCACGACCUGCUGUUCUCCGCAGACACUCACUUCAUCCAGCACCUCUUCUCUCAGAGACACUUCACCGACCUGUCGGUGGGUGAAUGGCAGCAGGACGCCAGCAGCGGGACCUCCAGCCGCGUCCUGAGCUACACCAUCGCCCUCAACAACCCGCUGGGCCCUAAAACGGCUCCCGUGGUCGAGACGCAGACGCUUCAUAAGAGCUCCUCCAGAGGGGAGUGCUACGUGGUGGACUCUGAGGUCAUCACCUCAGGAAUCCCGUACCAGGACUACUUCUACACCGUCCACAGAUACUGCCUGACCUCCAUCAACAAACACAAGAGCCGAAUCAGAGUUUCCUCAGACAUCUGCUACAAGAAGCAGCCGUGGAGUCUGGUCAAAGCGCUCAUAGAGAAGAAUACCUGGAGCGGCAUCGAGGAGUACUACAGGAACCUGGAGGGCGAAGUCUGCAAGCUGGAGACCCUGCUGCAGACUGAGGUUUCCGUGGUAACCACAGCCGAGGACGCGGGUCCGGACGCCGCAAAGACCCCGCCCUCCCUGCGACGGCGAAAACGCACCUGCUCCAGGAGGCAGAGCGAGAGGGAGGGAGGCGGCGCUGAGGGCGGAGAGCGAGGAGAGCGAGGAGCGGGAGAAGAGCGGAACCGAAGGGAGACCAGCUCUCAGUUCAUGAAACUGGGCGAUCGCUCUCGCGGUGGAGGACCCACCAGCAUCUCCACCAUCCUCCUCAUCGUCAGCUUCAUGAUCUGUAUCAGCCUGGUGGUGCUGGUCGUCCUCAACAUGCUGCUGUUCUACAAGCUCUACGCUCUGGAGAAAGCGGCUCACACCCUGGAGAGGUGGCACUCCUACUCUGUGGCUGACAGUCCUCUGCCCCAGACGGCCGGGGAGUGGGCCCAGGUCCUGCACCUCCAGAGGCAGUUCCACCAGGCCCAGCUCAGCAAGUGGCAGCAGAUCCUGCAGUCCUCCGUGUCCCUCCUGGACCAGAUGAAGCAUUCUCUGGAGAAACUCCACAGAAACAUCGAGGUACCGGAGCUGCAGGACCCCCCCGACUCCCUGGCAGAGCCCCCGUCUGAGACCUGAGCCCCCCCCAAUCAGAAUCGGGUCCCGGUCGGACCGCUCCUUCCUCAGCUCUCCUCCUGACUGACUUGAAGUAGCUUCAGACGCCUUUAGCUUCGACCAAUGAGAAGCUUCCAGAACCACAGCAAUAACCCCCCCACCCCGCCAGCUGGGUCCCAUGUGUAUAUAAGUGAACCGGCCCACUGGUGGGCCCAGAACCUGACCUGCUGCCUUCUCCGGAUCGGUUCCACCCUGAGACGGACCAUCUUAGUAUUUAUUAGAACCUCUGAAGUCUCGUCCUGCUUCCAGCGGUCAUGUGACGGCUGCUCUGCGCUCUGAUUCGCUGGUUUUGGACCAACCAGAUGCAGCAAAAAUGAUUUCUGAAUGUUUCCCUGCUGCUGGUUUAGAUCAACACUGAGGAAGAAGAUGAUGUGAGUGAAGAAGAGGAGCGGGUGCGUUGCCAUGGUUACGUUCUCCUUGUUUUUGCUCAUUUUUCUUUGUUUUUUUUUUUUUGUCCAAAUCUUCAUUUUCCAGCCGAAUCAGAACAAAACGGACCAAGCAGAACUUUUCAGACCCGGAGCAUCAAAAAGGGAAACAGUAUUUUUUUUUUUUUUUGUGUUAAAUGAUCAGAAUUUGCUUUUCAUUUUUUUUUUAUUGCUUUUCCACUUCCUGUUGUCGUUUUCUGAGGUCCUUUCAUUUCUGAGAAUCGGUUCAUCGUUUCUUCUUCUGCUCCGAGCUUCAGCUGAAGCUCGAUGGCCCUGCUGUGCACGGUCACCAUGGAAACGAACAGCUGAUGUAUUUAUUAUUAAAGGUUUAGGAGAGAAUGUUCUGUAAAGUUAUGAUUGUAAAAAAAGCAAAGAAGCAGAGAAAUGAAAAUCCUAAAACAUGAAACGAUCCUCCUUCUGUUUUUGUUUUUUCUUGGUGUGAAAAAAUACUGGAAGAAUAGAUAAAUAACUGUUUAAAUAAUCAAAAUAAAAUUUUAAUUAAA
This is a messenger RNA of Cyprinodon tularosa, 4498 nucleotides long. It is a transcript of the gene gramd1a, whose product is annotated as GRAM domain containing 1A. The record is from RefSeq and is a predicted model, not a curated record. Gene Ontology annotation, cellular component: endoplasmic reticulum membrane; plasma membrane; endoplasmic reticulum-plasma membrane contact site. Gene Ontology annotation, biological process: intracellular sterol transport. Lineage: Eukaryota; Metazoa; Chordata; Actinopteri; Cyprinodontiformes; Cyprinodontidae. Gene Ontology annotation, molecular function: sterol transfer activity; sterol binding. The coding region runs from base 775 to 3534 and encodes 919 amino acids. The transcript is spliced from 21 exons.